Messenger RNA from Fusarium musae, 1110 nucleotides. RefSeq lists its product as uncharacterized. Gene Ontology annotation, biological process: intracellular signal transduction. The transcript is spliced from 4 exons. Gene Ontology annotation, molecular function: protein serine/threonine kinase activator activity. Lineage: Eukaryota; Fungi; Ascomycota; Sordariomycetes; Hypocreales; Nectriaceae. The coding region runs from base 1 to 1110 and encodes 369 amino acids. The record is from RefSeq and is a predicted model, not a curated record.
AUGUCGUUCUUGUUUGGAAGAGCUCGCACACGCACAGUUGCCGAUCUCCCCAAGCAGGCCCGCGAGCAUGUCUUGAAGCUCGAGGGGCCACAGGGCCCUUCCAAGGCCGAAGAGCUUGCCCGAGUCUUGAGCCAGAUGAAGACUAUCCUUCAGGGAACUCCCGAGGCCGAUACUUCUCCAGAACAGAUCUUGCAGCUUGUGACUGGUCUCAUCGACGAAGAUCUCCUCCACCUCCUCGCCGUCAAUCUGUUCCGUCUUCCAUUCGAGUCACGUAAAGAUACUCAAGUCAUAUUCUCCUACGUCUUCCGCUUCCGCCCCGCCACCGCCGCCCCCAAAAGCGACCCUCUCGCACUAUCAUACGUUGUCUGUAAUCGACCCCAGGUCCUAGUUGAGCUAUGUCGAGGGUAUGAUCACAAGGAGAGCGCCACGCCGGCAGGUUCGGUUCUACGAGAGCUACUCAAGAACGAGGCCGCUGCUGCAAUCAUUCUAUACGAUGACGGGGACGAGCCAGGCUCGAGUUCCAAGGGUCUGAAUGCCAUUGACCGUGACCGACCCCAAAGUGGUAGAGGCGUGUUCUGGAGAUUCUUCGACUGGGUUGAUAAGAGCUCCUUCGAGGUGGCAGCAGAUGCUUUCACCACUUUUCGAGAACUCCUGACACGCCACAAGGACCUUGUACCAAGAUACUUGAACGCAAACUUUGAACUCUUCUUCGACAAGUACAACAACAUCUUGGUGCAAUCCAACAGUUAUGUGACCAAACGUCAGUCCAUAAAGCUUCUCGGUGAGAUCUUGCUUGAUCGCUCCAACUAUAACGUCAUGACUGCCUAUGUUGAUCGCGGGGAGCAUCUCAAGAUAUGCAUGAACCUGCUACGCGAUGAUAGGAAAAUGGUUCAGUACGAGGGCUUCCACGUAUUCAAGGUCUUUGUCGCAAACCCGCACAAGUCAAUUGCCGUCCAGAAGAUUCUCCUCAUGAAUCGCGAUAAGCUUCUCACUUUCCUCUCUCACUUCCUCGAGGAUCGGACAGAUGAUGAGCAGUUCAUCGAUGAGAGAGAAUUUUUAAUCAAGCAAAUCCGCGGCAUGCCCUCAGUUCCCGUUGCUCCUCAGCGGUAA